UCCUCAAAGCGGCAGCAGUAUCGGAGGCAGCGCGCCUCGGUCUCUGGCCCCUUCACUCCGUGCCUUCUGCAGCUGCCACUGCAGCCGCGCGGCGGGGCUCCCUCCCUACAGCCAGCUCGCAGCCCCAGCUCUGUGCCUUGGCAAAGGGAAAAGGGCGCUCGGACACGCGUUCCAGGCGGGUCCGGAGAGCCCUCCCUGGGCGCCCUCGCUCUCCUGACGUCUCGCUUGCCCGCAGUUACUCCCUCAGCCCUUUGCUCCUGCGCAUCCACUCCCACACCGGGGAGCAGUUUCUGUUGGCGUGGGCUCCGUCCUCCCUCGGCCGGUGGGAACGGUGUGCCCCAGAGAGGAAGUCUGGUAGGCCCGGCCCCUCCCAGCCCAGCGCCCAUGAGUGCCAGGGCGCCCAAGGAGCUGAGGCUGGCGCUGCCGCCUUGUCUCCUCAACCGGACCUUUGCGUCCCCCAACGCCAGCGGCAGCGGCAACGCGAGUGCCCGCGGCCAGGGCACUGGCGGCAGCACCUGCAUUACGCAGGUGGGACAGCAGCUCUUCCAGUCCUUCUCCUCCACGCUGGUGCUGAUUGUGCUGGUCACCCUCAUCUUCUGCCUCAUCAUGCUGUCCCUCUCCACCUUCCACAUCCACAAGCGAAGGAUGAAGAAGCGGAAGAUGCAGAGGGCUCAGGAGGAAUACGAGCGGGAUCACUGCAGCGGCAACCGCGGGGGCAGAGAGGCCCCGGCCAGUGGCCAGGCCCCAACCCACGCAAAAGAAACCCGGCUGGGGAGGCAGCCCCGGGACUCCGCCUUCUGCGACCCCUCCAAGGCCUCCUCCUCCUCUUCCUCCUCCUCUUCUUCCUCCUCCUCCUCCUCCUCCUCGACCCCAGGCCUCCCAUGCCAGGGUCCCUAUGCUCCUCCGCCUCCGCCGCCAGUCCCCAGUCCGCAAGGAGCACAUGCCACCUCCUGUUUGGACACAGCUGGCGAGGCCCUUUUGCAAACGGUGGUACUGUCCUGAUUGUCCAGCCCCUCUCCUCCCCCUUCCUUGUCUCCAGCAUCAUUGCAGUCCUCGCUGGUCCCCUCAGUCCCCCCUCUCACUUUUCUCUGACCUCUCCCUUUCCUCCUUUCCUUGUUUGCCCUCCCCUUACUAUUUCUCCUCCGCCGAGGCACUGUGCGGUAUUUGUAAAUAUUGGGUAAGGAAAGUCUCGGAAGAAGAAAUAACGCUGAUAAGAAUACUUUAUUAUUAAUAUUUAUAGUAAUUAUUAUAAUACUAAUAACACAAUCCAAGCGCAUGACAAAUCACGUAAUUUCUCAUUGUCAAGGAAGGAUGCGUCUUCCCUCUCCACUCUGCGCCCCCCACAAUAGGAGGAGAAACCGCACAUGCUACCAAAUAUUUAACAGGUAUUAACCCGGAGCAAAGAUUGGAGGGGCCCAGUGUGUUGUACAUAGCUGUCAGGUUAAGGUUCCCCUACCCUCCGCCCCCCAAGCUUUCACUUUCCCGUCAGCUUCCCUCCCUUCCUCAUUCCCUCCCUCAGCCAGGCUCAGGCAAUAGUAGAUGAUGAAGAAAACGUCUACAUUAAGCGCCAGGACUACCAGAGGCCGCAGAGACAGUCCCAGAAAAACGUUAUGACAGGUACUGCUUUCCAGUCACUCCUCUUCUCACUCCUUAGUUAACCAUUCCCUUUUCCAGGACCAGGCAUUUUAAUUUACUUUUAGAUAUGCCCCUCGCUGGCCGAGCAUAAGUACAGUAAAAAUCUUUAAAUUAGUUUUUAAAAAUUUACUGCUUUAGCUCUCUGCCCCACCCCCACCUGUACACCUUUGAUUGUGGCAUUUUCAGGAUUCACAAAGGCCCCGGGAGCGGUCCAACCAGGUCUGGUGUUGGGGAGCUGUCCAGCCAGGUCUGGUGCUGAAAUGGCCUCACAGAACUGGUUACUUUUUUUUGGUUGUGCAGGCGAAGGAGGGUGACUAUUUUUGGAAAGUGACUAUUCUAUUUUUUUUGUUGGUUUCUUUCUUCUUUUUCUACAACCGGGUUUGUGUGUACUAUAGGUUUUCUUAAUAUUUAAUAUUGUAUAAGUUACCUUUUUUGUAAAAAAACAAACAAAACAAAACUAUUAGGUGAUGUUCAGUACUGAAAGUGCAGUAUCUAACCAACCAGAAUGUUUCUGUUUAAUUUUUAGGACAAGUACACCUUUGUUAUACAUUUAUUACCUUGGUACCAAAUACAGAAGAAAACUAUAGUUCUGUUAUACAUCCUCCAAACUGUAUAUUCUUGUUCUUAUUUUCCAGCUGUUAGUAUAAUGGUUAUCACUGGAUGAGAAAUUCAGUGGUGCAGUCUGACUUCUGCUGUUUCCAGAAGUGUUCUUUUGUAUCUUACUCUGUAAUAGACUGUUAUAUAAAUAUAACACAUAUGUUUUUCUUUUGCAAAUAACAGAAACAACCACAAUAGAAAACAAAUAAUGGAUGUGCAGGAAUGCCAUCUAUUAAAACAUGGCUAAUAUUUAAACAGUGCCUGUAAUCCUCCCUGCAUGCAAUUACCACCUGGAGGCAGUAGUGUGUAUGCUUGCUUGUACUGUAUGUGUUUGGAGGUGAGACUGGUGGGGAUGUUGGGCAAUUUGGAUGACAGGACAUGCAAAUUUCAAGAGAAGUUAAACCCAGUAACUACUUAUAGGAUAAAAAUAUUUGCAGCUUGCUUACUUAGAAAUCUGUGCUUGCAUUUGAAAUGUGGCAUAGGAAGUGUUCUCUUUCUCUUUAUGAGUCUGGCUUACCUAACUUCAAUGAAUACAUGAAGAAAGGUUGAAAAACACAGAAAGUGAGAGAAAAAGAUUAAUUGUUGUUGUUAUUGUUUUUGUUCUCUCUCCUGAUGCCAGAGAAGUCAAUCUAUGCUAGUAAUGGAGUCCACCCAUGGUUACUUAUCACUUUGUUUCCCCUGGACUGAUGAUGGUGAGCACAGAGCAUAUUACAAUCUUAAUUAUAUACAGUGACAUCCCUUCUUGGAAACCAAUCCUUGACAGCUAUUCAAACAUUUGGAAAAUGUAUGAGUGAGAAUGUUAUACAAAAAGCUCAACCAAAGGAGUCCUUACUACCUGCAGGGUGUAAAGCAACAGUGCCCCUAAGUGCAUCCCCUCCCAGGUAAUUAGUAGUUCUAGAUUCUUUGUCCUGGUUCCAAGCAUAUGUGCUUUUUCCCAGAGAAAAAUAUUACCUCUGAGGUUAAUUCGUCCAAAUUCAGUCUGCAUCUUUUAUAAAAAAUAAUUAAAUAAGCUUAAUUUUAAUCACCCAUUAGAUUUAACUCAAGUCCUUUCCUGAAGCACAGAGGAUCAUCAUUUAAGCAUGCCAUGUGGUCAUAUUAGGGAGAACAGGUAUAUAAUCUUUGGGUACAAUAUAUUAAACAAUGAACCAGAUUCUCUCCAGUGCCUUAGUCACUUCCUAGUAAUAGGUAAAAGAGUUCAUUAACUCACUCAGGCCACUAGUAAACCCUUUAGUGCAUCAGAGUUAUACGUUGUACACCAGAAGGACUAAGGCACUGUGUCAAAGAAAGUCCAUUAAUAUUUGUAGUUCACCCUCUUCUGGCUGUAGCCCUUUAAUACCUUAUUACAGAAUGACGUUUGGAUUUGAAAUUUGAAUAGAAUCAAGGACUCAGAAGGGAGCUUCCUCAUUUCCAUUGAACUCCACUAAGUGCAUGAGUAUUACUUUCUACCCCUUAUUUGGUGCACUCUUUAUAGUGAAUAAUUCCCAGUUUAUUAAAAGCAAUAAGAUGUUCUGUUGUGAGCAAUGCUGGAUAAUGAUUCCAUUUCCUUGGUGCUGAAGCCACUCAUACAUUCUUGCCUUAUGAAUCAUAGUGCAUUCAAGGCAUGCAAUAAUAAUAAUAAUCCCCUUCCAAGGAGCAGCCUGUAGACUCCAAGGGUAAUUAUGAAAUUGUCCUGUGUAAUUUACCUCCAAAGGAACAGAGGAAACAGAAGAAAUGAUAGCAUUAUGAAUAUUGUUCUUAAAAAAUAUCUUGAUAUCACUAAACAUGGGCACACAUCCAUAACAUACUCUUAUUGGGCACCUUUAAAUUAUGUAUGCCUUUCUCCAUUAAUUGACUCUGGUUUAAUAUUUUUAAUACUGCUGUGUGUGAAGAUGAUGUGGUUUGUGAGUCAAAUUUCAUGCUGAGUUUAAUAUUCUCAGAACCUUAAGCUUCCAGCGAUAUCACUUGAGACUCUUUAUGAGAGAGAGAAUUACCUGAAAUUCUAGUCAUGCCAGUCCCACCAAAUUAUUGCAAUAGGCACAUAUCCAAGCAAUUUGCACAGAUCCUGUUUAAAGUAUUGCUUCUUAUAAGAGCUCAAUUGACAGUCUAAGGAGUUUGGGAUGUAUCAACAGAGCAUUUUGGAUUUCAUUAAUAUAAAACAAAAGACAAUCUGGAAAUAGCUAAAUCUAUCUUAAAGAUUUUAUUCACUGAUGUCCCGUCAAACUAAUUGCUUCAAAUCCCUAUAGCUAUAGCUCAACUUCUGCACUUGCUAUUCAGUAUUAAUAAGGUGGCAUGCUUGAUUCUUAUUGUUUUUAAAAAUGAAAAAAAUUGGAGAGAGAAUACCAUUAUGUCAACUGUAUGGGACUCUGAUGGAUACAAUCUUCUUUAGAAUUUAUAUACACCCAUAGAUAUGUAUUUAUAUAUACAUACAUUUUGUACAAAUUUACAAUUGACUUUUUGUAUUCUCUUUUCUGCCAUUACAAGAAUGAGAUGGAAACCAAAUAGUUAUUCCAUCCUCUUAUCCAGAGAGGAUACUGAGAAGUCAGGUAUAUGCAUGUACUUAUUUCUCUGGGGUCAAAUCUGAAUGUCUUUCUCUUUAUUUAAUGAAAGGGGAGAGUUCUGAUUGGCUUGGGAAAUUGGUAAUUAGAUAAGCUUCCUUUCAUAGGUAGUGACUCAAAUUAGCAAUGAUAAUGAACUUGUGACCAUAUCUAUGUGGUCUUAAUAUCUAGGUGGAAAGCAAAAUACAUCUAGAAGAGGUUUAGGACCACCUAGACCACAAACCUGGAUUGUUGCUCGAUUUUCUAUUUUUAAUCUAUAUGUUGUGUGGAAAUAAAACAUAUCUGCAUAGCUAAAGGUAAAGUAAAAAUAUGACCAUUAUAUGUUUAGUUUGAUAAGUAGUUUUUGAAAAAUAUGGAUACAUUAGCUUUAAAAACUUUGGCAUCUGACUUUUCCAUCAUUUCUAUUUAUAUCAAUUGAAUUAAUUAGAUAAUGUUCAAAAUUCUAUUUUUUUUUCAUUGUGAUGACAUAUGCUUUCAAUUCUUUUCUGUGGGUGACAGUUGAGCAAUUGCUAGUGAUAUUAUGUGGAACUUGUAGGUUAAAUUAGAACCAGAAACUUUCAUCUAAUCUGGUCAGACUCCUCAAGUCCACUUUGAAUCUGAAUCUGAAAAGCCACUUAUCUAGGCCAGCCUCUGUUGAAACUAAUAAUUGUGGCUUAAAGAUAUUUGGUUCACAUGAAUUGAUUGAUUUAUAGAGCGGUAUUUAAUCAUUGAUUGAAUAAUAAUUUAUCCUGAUUCUGAUUUUUUUUUUAGUUUAUUUGAUAGCAUUUGAGAAAUAACUGAUGGCUUAACAUCAAUACUUAUUAAUGUCACCAACCUAAUAAUACAAUUGGUGCCAUGUAGGAAUGCUUAGCUAAGAACAAGAAUUUAAUUAACUUUAAUCGGGGACAAUGUCUUAUGAAGUGGUUCUAUGUGAGGCAGAGACUUGUGACUUAAUUGGGUUGUUUUUAUAGAGAGAUUAACAAUAGUGAUGACAACAAGAACAACAACAGAGAAACUGAUUUUUGAACUCAAAUAUAUCUAAAACAAUAAUAAAACAGAUAUUAGAAUUCAUGGAAAAUUUGUUUUGCUUUUCUAUUAAUAAAAAGUUUUCUUGUUAAA
This is a messenger RNA of Myotis daubentonii (Daubenton's bat), 5864 nucleotides long. RefSeq names its product chromosome 9 C11orf87 homolog (gene C9H11orf87). Lineage: Eukaryota; Metazoa; Chordata; Mammalia; Chiroptera; Vespertilionidae. The record is from RefSeq and is a predicted model, not a curated record.